UAUGGUUUGGUUCCACAAGUUUGAAGGAACAUCCACGGCGAACAUCCGGAAGGCGCUAGGAAUGGACGAUGCUGAACGAGGCAGUCGGGUCCUGUACAUCAUCGUAUUCAGAAAGCUUAUCCCAAUCACGAAGUUGAGCGGGAUGGAGUUCCUCACCGCAUGGUGGCAAGUUGUUGUCUGUGGGUGUUGCUGCUUUUUGCGCUUCUUCUUGUCCAUUCAUACCCGCGACACCAGGCCAUCAUGUCCUUUGGGAAAACGGCGUCUACCACCGCGACGUCAGCCCUAGCAAUCUCAUGGUGUACAAGACUUCAGAUGGUCGAUGGAUUGGCGUCCUCAACGACUACGACCUAUCGUCGACUACACACGAUGGUCCCAGCGGCAACGAGCGCACAGGGACAGUACCUUUCAUGGCGAUCGACCUUCUCACCCCGGCUGCCAUCAACGGCGAGGUUGAGCACCUCUACCGACACGAUGCUGAAUCGUUCAUCUGGGUCCUUACCUGGGUCUCUCUGCGGUAUGAAGGUGGCGAGCUCCUGAGCAAGGGCAGACCCCUUGAUGACUGGCUGAAAGUGGACGCUACAGGAUGCUCGAAGGAAAAGUCCCACUUUCUAUUUGUGAGGCUCAGGGACAACACUCUGCGUCCGUCGGCAUCGCACCAAGAGAACUGGACAGUUGCGCGAUCUUGCCUUCUCAAAUUCGCCUCGUUCUUCUUGGGCCAAACGCCCGCACUGGAAAAUGAGUUUGUAUUUCAGACGUGGCUGCUGGAAAAGAUACCAGAUGAGGCAAAGAUACCACCGUCGUUCCAAGACUAAAGUCUACUUGUAAUAGAAGCAACCUUAUAGCAAUACUGAGAUAAUCAACUUUUUGCAUGUAUCUCUUAACGCCUUAACAAGGCGUGUGCGUUAUCUGGGCAACCGUGACCAUCAUUCACUAUG
Molecule: messenger RNA, 935 nt
Organism: Suillus paluster
Lineage: Eukaryota; Fungi; Basidiomycota; Agaricomycetes; Boletales; Suillaceae
Exons: 2
Coding region: 294-812 (172 amino acids)
Source: RefSeq, a predicted model, not a curated record